AUGAGGGAGUUUCGAGAGGUCUUAUCAGAUUGUCGCUUGAGGGAUUUGGGUUAUGUAGGGUCUCGUUUUACUUGGAGUAAUCGUAGGGGAGAGGAGGAUUUAGUGAAGGAAAGGUUAGAUCGCUUUCUUGCUAAUUCUUUGUGGUGUGAUAUGUUUCCAAAUCUUCGAGUAACACAUGGAGUUGCAGCCUAUUCCGAUCACAUUCCAUUAUGGUUGGACACUGAAGGGGCUUUGUUUAGAAGGAGAAGUAGGCGGUUGUUUAGGUUUGAGGCUAUGUGGGUGGGAGAAUCUGAAUGUUCUUCUAUUAUUGAGAGGAAAAAUUUAGCUACUGCUAAAAGGAGGCUUCAAUGCUUAGAAGAGAAUGACUCUGGACCACAUCGUCUAGAGGAACAUAAACAAGCAUGUAUUGAGGUUCAGAAAUGGCUUGAAAGGGAUGAGUUAAUGUGGAAGCAAAGAUCUCGGGUAAAGUGGCUCAGAGAAGGGGAUUGUAAUUCCCGGUAUUUUCAUUCUAAGGCAUCCACUAGACGAAGAAAGAAUAGUAUUAUGCAGUUGCAAGAUGAGUUUGGGAUUUGGCAAAAAGGGGAACAGAUGGAUGUCUUAAUUACUGAAUAUUUUCAGACUCUUUUCACUGCUGCAGACCGGGUGGAUAUGGAGGAUGUUCUUUCGGGUGUUGAGGCAAGAGUCACUGCUGAGAUGAAUGUGGAACUGUUAAAACCUUAUGUUGCUGAGGAGGUGGAGGUAGCUUUAAAACAGAUGCACCCUUCUAAGGCCCCUGGACCGGAUGCUUUGAAUUCUGGGAUGUUUCCGAGUGGCUUAAACCAUACUUUCAUUACUCUUAUCCCUAAAAAAGCUUCUCCUUCAAAGGUAGCAGAUUUCCGUCCCAUUAGUCUAUGUAAUGUGCUCUAUAAGAUUCUUUCUAAAGUCAUUGCUAAUAGACUUAAGAGAGUUUUGCCGGAUAUUAUCUCUGAUUCUCAAAGCGCAUUUGUUCCUGGUAGACAGAUUUCUGAUAAUGUUCUUAUUGCCUAUGAGUUGCUGCAUUUCCUCCGUAAUAAGAGAAAGGUCAAUGGGAGUCCUAAAGGCCCUAUUAUUCCUUCUCGGGGCCUUAGGCAAGGAGAUCCGUUAUCACCAUAUUUGUUUCUUUUGUGCACGGAAGGUCUUAUUUCUUUGCUAAAAAGAAAUGCUAGUAGGGAAGGGGUGGAUGGAAUAAGGAUUUGUAGAGGUGCUCCUAGAAUAAAUCACCUGUUAUUUGCGGAUGAUAGUGUCAUAUUUUGUAAAGCUGAUGUGAUUACGAAUGUGAAGAUCCAAUCUUUGUUGAACAAGUAUGAGAGAGCUUCGGGCCAAUGUAUUAAUAAGGAAAAAACUUCUAUGGUCUUUAGCAAAAAUGUGAAUGAUGACCUGAAAAGAGAUAUUAUGCAAUUGUGGGGUGGCAGCUAUACACAGCAGUAUGAGAAGUAUUUAGGGCUGCCUCCCAUGGUUGGGAGGUCUAAAAAACAAGCUUUUUCUGAUAUAAGGAAGAGAGUGUGGCAGAAGUUACAGGUAUGGAAGGGGAAUCUGUUAUCUCAAGGGGGUAGGGAGGUGCUCAUAAAAGCUGUAGCUAUGUCUAUUCCUACUUAUGCCAUGAGUUGUUUUUUGUUUCCUAAAACUUUGUGUCAUGAGUUAGAGAUGAUGAUGGCAAAAUUUUGGUGGGGUGAUCACUCUCGGGAAAAUAAAAUUCAUUGGUGUAGGUGGGAGAAGUUGUGUGUUUCAAAAUUCCAAGGUGGGAUGGGCUUUAGAGACCUGCAUCUAUUUAAUUUAGCUCUUCUGGCUAAACAAGGGUGGAGGCUUUUAAGGAAUGUGGAUUCUCUUUUUUACAAAGUUUAUAAAGCCAAAUAUUUUCCGAAUUCUUGCUUAUUUGAAGCCAAGGCUGGUGCUAAUUCAUCUUAUGUUUGGAAAGGAAUUUGGGAAGCUCUUGACUGUUUGAGAAAAGGUUGUAGGUGGCGUGUGGGGAAUGGGCAAACUGUGCGUAUUUUUAAGGAUCCAUGGGUACCGGAGUGUCCAAAUGUUUCAGCUCUGGUGGAGGUUGAUGAAAACUUAAAGGUUAAUUCUUUGAUAGAUGGCAGCACGGGUUGGUGGGAUGUUCAUAUGGUGAGAGCUCUAUUCAAUCCAAAUUUAGUUCAACAGAUUUCAAAACUACAAGUUUCCAUAGAUGCUGAAGACUCCUUGUAUUGGAGUCAUGAAAAGAAUGGAAAUUUUUCUGUUAAGAGUGCUUAUCGAUAUCUUCAGCAUAAUCAAUAUCUUUCAAAUGGGCAGUCUUCUAAUGGCAGAUUUGAGACUGUGUUUUGGAAGUCUUUAUGGCAUCUGAAACUUCCUAAAAAGAUGAAGGUUUUUGCAUGGAGGGCAUGUCAGGAGAAGCUUCCAACUUUCCUGAAUCUGAAGAAGAAACAUGUAUUGGAUGAUGCAACUUGUGGGCUAUGUAAUCAAGGUAUGGAAGAUGCUGCUCAUGCUUUGUUUUUUUGUUCGGAAGUAAGGAGUGUGUGGGGUGUUUUCUGUUCUCAAAUGGAUAAUAUGCAACCUGAUCUGUCUUUCUGGGAUCUGGCAAAUUUAGCUCGUGUAAGAGGGUCUGAUUCUCUGCUGGCCAGAUUUAUAGCUAUAACAUGGGGACUUUGGUAUAGAAGGAAUAAAAGGAUUUAUGAGGAUAUUUCUAUGCAUGUUCAUGUGUCUGUUAAUAAUGCUCUUUCUUUGCAACAAGAAUAUGCACAGGUGCAGUUGUUUGAUGUUUCAAAUCAGAAGAUUACUAAGGUAGUACGAUGGCAUCCUCCUCCAGAUGAUUUUCUGAAACUGAAUAUUGAUGGGGCCACCUUUCCUGAAUAUUCUGUUGCUGGGAUUGGGGUGGUGUUGCGGGAUCAGCAGGGGGAGGUUGUCGUGGCCUGCUCUAAGGUAGAAAAAGAGGUUUCUUCUGCUGAGUUUAUUGAGGCAGUUGCAUUUCUCAGAGGGCUACAACUGUGUACUCAAUGA
Molecule: messenger RNA, 2994 nt
Organism: Carya illinoinensis
Lineage: Eukaryota; Viridiplantae; Streptophyta; Magnoliopsida; Fagales; Juglandaceae
Exons: 4
Coding region: 1-2994 (997 amino acids)
Molecular function (GO): nucleic acid binding; RNA-DNA hybrid ribonuclease activity
Source: RefSeq, a predicted model, not a curated record